Molecule: messenger RNA, 483 nt
Organism: Suillus paluster
Lineage: Eukaryota; Fungi; Basidiomycota; Agaricomycetes; Boletales; Suillaceae
Exons: 2
Coding region: 1-483 (160 amino acids)
Source: RefSeq, a predicted model, not a curated record
AUGCUCUUCGGCUUAGGCUAUAAUCAAGCCGUUCUCCGUGACAAGGAAAUUCCAUCUGUCCAUCUUUCUCUACCUCUCCUCACCACCAAACUUCUACAAGCUGCAAAAGAGCAUUAUGUGCAUGUGAGCCCUCAUUUAGCUAAUAAAGAGCUGGAGGUAGAGUCAAUUCAAGUCAGCAUAGCCACUAGAGAAGAUCUCAGUGCUCACCGUCGGGCUCUUGUUGAUUGUGGAUGGGCUUGGGGCAAAAUGGGCAAGGUCUUUGGGCAUUACAGAGUCUUGAUGCUUCAAGUUUUGAUGGUCAAGGCAUAUGGUAAUAUCACAACCUACAAAAAUGUCGAUGACCCGAAGCCACAGACUACCUUGUUUUUGCAAGUUCACUCGGCAACCGGUGGUGGCGGCAAGCUGGUGACGAAGGUCCAUGGCGCUGUGUCUGGUUGGCUACUGUAUGUGUUAGUCAAGUCUGGCACACCUUCGGACAUUUAA